This is a messenger RNA of Neopelma chrysocephalum (saffron-crested tyrant-manakin), 4831 nucleotides long. RefSeq names its product semaphorin 3C (gene SEMA3C). Gene Ontology annotation, molecular function: chemorepellent activity; semaphorin receptor binding. The record is from RefSeq and is a predicted model, not a curated record. The transcript is spliced from 18 exons. NCBI's taxonomy places the organism in Eukaryota, Metazoa, Chordata, Aves, Passeriformes, Pipridae. Bases 424 to 2679 code for a protein of 751 amino acids. Gene Ontology annotation, biological process: neural crest cell migration; semaphorin-plexin signaling pathway; positive regulation of cell migration.
CCGGCGGCCGCCGAGCCUCGCCUCGCUAGAGCGGCGGCGGGCAGGGCAGGGCAGCGCCUGUAACUGGAAACCAGCGCAGGCUCCGUCACCGCGCGGCAGCUCCAUUCACUCCUAAGGUGCGUAAUUGCGGGCAGGGGAGAAGCGCGCCCGGUGCCUUAGGAGUCCAGCUGCCAGGAUUACUGUACGGAGGAUACGGGAGUACCCCUGCAACCGCCGCGAAGACAGACUUUUCUUUUUACCUUUUUUUUUUCUUUUUUUUUUAAAUUUAUUUUUCCCUCCACAAUGAGCCAGGUUUGGAAUUAAAAUGUUCUGGUAGCGGGAAUGGAGUCUAUAAACUGAUAGAAACCAGAUAGAAAUCGGUAUUACUGGUGCCUCUAAUAGCCGGGUUUUGUUUCUUGGAUAUUAAGUUGCAAAACUGAAGAGAUGGCCUUUCUUGCAGUGCACGUGUUGAUUGGGAUAUUUAUUUACUUUAGCAGUGUAAAAGGAUCUUCCCAGCCUCAAGCAAGGGUGUUCCUAACAUUCAAUGAGCUGCAAGAAACUAAGACCUCUGAAUAUCACAGAAUAUCCCACAGUCCCCUGGAUUACCGGAUAUUAUUAAUGGAUGAAGAUCAGGAUCGGAUCUACGUGGGCAGUAAAGAUCAUAUUCUGUCUUUGAAUAUUAACAAUAUAAGCCAGGACCCUCUCAGUAUUUCCUGGCCAGCAUCAGCAAACAAGGUUGAAGAGUGCAAAAUGGCUGGCAAAGAUCCUACACAUGGCUGUGGAAACUUUGUGCGUGUCAUACAGUCGUACAACCGCACACACCUGUACGUCUGCGGCAGCGGCGCCUUCAGCCCCGUGUGCGUGUACGUCAACAGGGGACGCAGGUCUGAGGAACAAAUCUUCAAGAUCGACUCCAAGUGUGAAUCAGGAAAAGGACGCUGUUCUUUCAACCCCAACGUGAACACGGUGUCUGUUAUGAUCAAUGAAGAGCUUUUUUCAGGAAUGUAUAUUGAUUUCAUGGGGACGGAUGCGGCCAUUUUUCGGAGUCUGACCAGGAGGAAUGCAGUGAGAACUGACCAGCACAACUCCAAGUGGCUGAGUGAGCCAAUUUUUGUGGAUGCUCAUGUUAUCCCAGAUGGCACUGACCCCAAUGAUGCCAAAAUCUACUUCUUCUUCAAAGAGAGACUCACAGACAACAGCGGCAGCACAAAGCAAAUUCAUUCAAUGAUUGCAAGAAUAUGCCCAAAUGACACAGGUGGUCAGCGCAGUCUCGUGAACAAGUGGACAACAUUCUUGAAAGCAAGACUUGUGUGCUCAGUGAUGGAUGAAGAUGGAACAGAAACGUACUUUGAUGAAUUAGAGGAUGUGUUUCUUUUAGAGACAGAUAACCCCAGAACAACGCUUGUGUAUGGAAUUUUUACAACAUCAAGCUCCAUAUUUAAAGGCUCAGCCGUGUGUGUGUAUCAUCUGUCUGACAUCCAGACUGUGUUCAAUGGGCCAUUUGCACACAAGGAGGGCCCAAACCACCAGCUGAUUCCAUAUCAGGGCAGAAUUCCGUACCCACGACCUGGCACCUGUCCAGGAGGAGCCUUCACACCUAACAUGCGGACAACCAAAGAGUUUCCAGACGAUGUUGUGACCUUCAUUAGGAAUCACCCCUUGAUGUUUAAUCCCAUUUACCCAAUACACAAGAGGCCGUUAAUCAUCCGGAUAGGAGCCGACUACAAGUAUACAAAGAUUGCUGUGGAUCGAGUGAAUGCUGCUGAUGGAAGAUACCAUGUCUUGUUUCUUGGAACAGAUCAAGGAACCGUACAGAAAGUUGUUGUCCUACCCACGAACUUCUCUGCAAGUGGAGAACUCAUUUUAGAAGAGUUGGAAGUUUUUCAGAGUAAUUCUCCUAUAACAACAAUGAAGAUUUCAUCUAAAAAGCAACAGUUGUACGUGAGCUCAGAUGAAGGGGUCACCCAGGUGUCCCUCCAUCGCUGCCACAUCUACGGGACCGCCUGUGCCGACUGCUGCCUGGCCCGAGAUCCCUACUGCGCCUGGGAUGGCAACUCCUGCUCCAGGUUUUAUCCCACAGGAAAAAGGAGGAGUCGCAGGCAAGAUGUGAGACAUGGAAACCCUCUGACUCAGUGCCGAGGUUUCAACCUGAAAGCAUACAGAAAUGCUGCAGAAAUAGUUCAGUAUGGAGUGAAAAACAACACCACCUUUCUGGAAUGCACACCUAAAUCUCCUCAGGCUUCUAUUAAGUGGCUGCUACAGAAAGACAAUGACAGGAGGAAAGAGGUCAAGCUGAAUGAGAGGAUCAUAGCUACUGAGCAAGGACUCCUCAUUCGCUCUGUGCAGGACAGUGACCGGGGGCUUUACCACUGCAUCGCGACGGAGAACAGCUUCAAGCAGACCUUGGCGAAGAUCAACUUCAAGGUGUUGGAUUCAGAGAUGGUGGCCGUCAUGACUGACAAGUGGUCCCCUUGGACCUGGGCCAGCUCAGUGCGAGCGUUGCAGUUCCACCCAAAGGACUUUGUGGGAGCUUUCAGCCACUCCGAGAUGCAGAUGAUUAACCAGUACUGCAAAGACAGCAGACAGCCAAGUCAGCAGAGGGAAGAAUCCCAGAAGAUGAGAGGUGACUACAGCAAACUGAAGGCCCUCAUCAACAGCAGGAAAAGUAGAAAUAGAAGGAAUCAAUUACCUGGAUCUUAAUUUUAUUUUGUAGUAAUAGGUAUCUUUCUCCUCACUGUAGGGGGCUUAUAUUUGUCUGUUGAGAACAAAUUUGAGCAAAUAUGAUAAAAAAAUUAAAUGAAAAGCCAACAAGCCUUGGAAAAGAUCUCUCUCCCAAUGAAAUGCAGUGUAACUUAUCUAAAGAAAAUAACUUAGAGCAUUUUCUUUCCAAGAUGCUUAUUGACACUAGGCUGGGCUCUGUCCUAGACGCAGAAAUGGGUAUUCAUCUUAAACCAGAUUCAUCUUUAACAUCUCAGUAUUUAAUUACAGCUGAGUAGAAAUUUUUACAAAAUUAACUUGCACCUCUGGAACUGUACCAACUAGAAUGGUGGUGAAAGAAUCUGGGGUAAGAUGUAUGCUCAAAGUAGGAUGGUACUAGGAUUUCUUGCACUGCAUUUAAGAACAUGAGUUUCUUCUUGUUUACUGCUCAAUAUUGGGUUUACAGCUUUCACUCAUUGUCCAAAUCAUGUGAAUGCAUGCUGAUAGGAAGCAACUAAAGUAUAGUAGAAAUGUUUCAUUCAUUCAGAGGUCAAAUGAAGGAGCAAAUAGAAGAAAAACAAAGAAUUUAUACUUUAUCAAAGGAAGCACUGAUUAUUGUGCAUAGUAUGAGUUGUAAUAAAUUAGUGAGUUCUGGAAUGUAACUUAAAAUAUCUCUGCUCAUAUUGAUUUUUAUUGAUUUAUAGGGUGUCCUAUAACACUACAUAGCUUUAUAAGCAGCACAAAGGUACCAAGAGAAUGUUCAUUAUACACAGAAUUUUGAAAAACACCUAAGUGACUUAGGUAUUUUAGCUAUUUUUCAAACAGAUUACACUCCAAUUUUUUUGCAAAGGACAGAAUGUAGGUAUACUGUCUAGUGUUUACUCAGAAAUAAAAAUCAUAGAUUAUUCUGUUCCAUGAUUAAAUUGGAGCUGGUUCUGCAAUGUGGAAACAAGUCAUAAGUAUCUUAGAAAAAUUUAAAACAUUAUUUUUUUCAACUGUUUUCUCAAAGUUGCAAAUAUUUUAACUAGAAUUUUUUAAUUAAACCAUUCCCAUUUUCCAGUCUUUGUACCCUAUUUCUUUUCCAUUUGAUUUUCCCAAUUUCUCCCUGCUUUCAGUUCUCUGCUGAAAAACAGAUCAGGAAAAGAAAAGAAAAAAAAAGAAUGAGGGAAAAAUAAAACUGAAAAAUGGGUUUGGGUCAAAAACCAAAAGAAAUCUUUUGCUUAAGAAGCAGCUGUCAGGUCUAAUGAAGUAAGUUUUGUUAAAACAUGGGUGAAUGUGCAUCAAGCCAUCCUAAGAAAAACAAUCACUUUUUUUUUUGAGCAACACUAAUGCCAAAAAACAGGGACAAAUCAUCAAUCAUUUUACUAUGUAAGAGUGUUCUGGAAGCCACUGUGUCUAUUUGAAGCAUUAAAAAUGUGUGAGUACCUUAGAAAAAUUAUGAUUAUUUAUGAUACUAUUCAAAAAUACAAACUGAUGUUUGGCUCAAGACUGAGCUAUGUUAAGUUAAAAUUCUAAUUCUAUUAGAAUACUCUAGGAGUAACUCUACAAGGCCUGGGAUUUGUGACAAAGAUCUGGUAAUGGAAGUAACACUGGUAUUUACCUGGUAUCACUUAGAUGUGUCACUUUAUCACCACCUGAUGCAGAAUAGCUGGGAAAUGGGCCCUGAUCUAACCACUUAAACAUUGUCUCUAAAUCCCUUUGAUGCUGGUGGGAGCCCUUUGAAUUUAAUUUGUUAUUAUUGCUUGCAUCAAAAAGCAUGGCAGUGCCAGCCUGCUCAUAUAUUGCUGUCUAGUUAAGUGCUUUCCUUAAUCAAGGCCUAAAUGCAUAUUUCAGCAAUAUUUAGCUGCUGGUAACUUAAGGACCUUCUUAUGGAAAUUGUCAGGAAACUUUGACUUCAGCGAGCUUGGAUUUGGCUCCAAGACCUGGCAAAGCAGACUCUGGAGAAAAAAAAUCAACAAAAACAAAAAUAAAAAAACCUGAAAUGGGUAAGGAAAAAUAAGGGUUCGGUUGGGUUUGGGUUUUUUUGCCAGCUGACUUUCAGUGCAGCACACUGCUUUCUUUUUUUUUUUCCUGAGGAUGACUGACUUCUGAAGUGUGUAAGUGACAAACCAAAAAUCGAGUGCCAUGAAAUAGAACUACCUCCUGGAAUGACACU